Molecule: messenger RNA, 2611 nt
Organism: Peromyscus eremicus (cactus mouse)
Lineage: Eukaryota; Metazoa; Chordata; Mammalia; Rodentia; Cricetidae
Gene: St3gal5
Product: ST3 beta-galactoside alpha-2,3-sialyltransferase 5
Exons: 7
Coding region: 514-1713 (399 amino acids)
Molecular function (GO): lactosylceramide alpha-2,3-sialyltransferase activity
Source: RefSeq, a predicted model, not a curated record
GAGGGGCCUGGCCUCAUGUGGCUCCAGGGGCUUACCCAAGUUGCUUUUGAUCAUGCUGUAAGCAAGCUAGCACAGCUCCUUAACAGUUUACAAGUCAUUAGAGAUGAUACAGGUCGCCACUAAUCUUAUCACAGCUGGAGGAGUUGGACUGCGUCAUGGCUUCUCUGGAGACCAAUGAGAGACUUGGGGAAACCUAGACCUGCCCUGUCCUGGACUUGGACCAUGGCAUAUGCUGUAAUUAAAAAAUAAGAAUUGGUGCCGGAGGGACGGUUCAGUCAGUGCACGAGGACCGGAGUUUCAUCACCAGAACCCGUGUGAAAAGAAGUUAGGUAUAGUGGCACACAUUUGUAAUCCCAGAAAUCCGAGGCAGAGAUAAGAAGAUCCCUGGGACUCACUGGCCAGCCAACCUAGCCUUUGGCCGGUUUCAGGUCAGUGAAAGGCCUUUCUCAACACCACCACCACAAGGUGAGCAGCACCUGAGCAACAGUAUUUGAGGUUGGUCUCUGGCUUCUGAUGUACAUGGCACCCACGAUCACAGCAAUGCCAAGUGAGUUCACCUCUGUAAAGCUGAGAAGCGAUUGCUCAAGGACCUCCCUGCAAUGGUACACCCGAACCCAGAACAAGAUGAGAAGACCCAGCUUGUUACUAAAAGACAUUCUCAAGUGUACAUUGGUUGUGUUUGGAGUGUGGCUCCUGUACAUCCUCAAGUUAAAUUACACCAUUGAAGAAUGUGACAUGAAAAGAAUGCAUUAUGUGGACCCUGACCGCAUAAAGAGAGCUCAGAAAUACGCUCAGCAAGUCUUACAGAGCGAGUGCCGGCCCAGGUUCGCGAAGAAAGCCAUGGCUCGGUUAUUUGAGCACAGAUACAGCAUGAACUUGGAGCCUUUUGUGCAGAAGGUGCCCAGGGCCAGUGAAGCCGAGCUCAAGUAUGACCCUCCUUUUGGAUUCCGGAAGUUCUCCAGUAAAGUCCAGAGCCUCUUGGAUUUGCUGCCCGAGCAUGACUUUCCUGAAUACUUGAGAGCCAGACGCUGCCAGCGCUGCGUGGUUAUCGGGAACGGGGGCAUCCUACAUGGGCUGGAGCUGGGCCACGCCCUCAACCAGUUCGACGUGGUCAUAAGGUUAAACAGUGCACCAGUUGAAGGUUAUUCCGAACAUGUUGGAAAUAAAACUACCAUAAGGAUGACUUACCCGGAGGGUGCGCCACUGUCGGAUGGGGAAUACUAUGCCAAUGACUUGUUUGUUACCGUUUUAUUUAAGAGUGUUGAUUUUAAGUGGCUUCAAGCAAUGGUAAAAAAUGAAACUCUGCCAUUUUGGAUUCGGUUCUUCUUCUGGAAGCAGGUGGCAGAAAAAAUCCCACUCCAGGCAAAACACUUCAGGAUUUUGAACCCAGUUAUCAUCAAAGAAACUGCCUUUGACAUCCUUCAGUACUCUGAGCCUCAGUUGAGAUUCUGGGGCCAAGAUAAGAACAUUCCCACGAUGGGUGCCAUUGCUAUUGUCUUAGCCACACAUCUGUGUGAUGAAGUCAGCUUGGCAGGCUUUGGAUAUGACCUCAGUCGACCCAGGAUUCCUCUACAUUACUUCAACAGUCAGUGCAUGGGUGCCAUGAACUCGCAAGCCAUGCACAAUGUGACCACAGAGACCGAGUUCCUCCUGAAGUUGAUCAAGGAGGGUGUGGUAAAGGACCUCAGUGGGGGCAUCCAUUGUGAAUUUUGAGCACAACAAACCUCAAUUAGAAAUGCAGAGAACUGUGGUGAGCAACCCCCACUUGCAUUUCAGCCUGCAACUGCUUUGAUGUGCAGCUGCUGUUUUUAAACUUUUAAUUAAAAAAGAAAACAAAAACAAAACACAAAAAAGGAACAACAAAAAGGUUUAGCUCUCCCCACUUCUUUGCCCUAUUUGUUUGAAGUCUGUGUUGGGUUUUGCACAUUUUUAUAAGUUAAUUUUAAGAAUGGGAUUGGAAAGACUUUUCAAAGAGAAUCAUAUGGAAUGAUACUUUAUUGUAUUUUAAGGAAAUAAUUUAAUUUGCAGAAAUGACGCAUGUCAUCUGCACAGUGAGUAGCAGGUGAUGGGGUGGGAGGAGAGGGCCUUUGUCCCUUGGAUGAUGGCCCUGGUGCCCGAUUCUGGAUUCUGCUGCUCUGUUUGGUAGAACUGAUGGCAGAGAAACUUCCUGCUUCCUGGACGAAGGGCUUACUCAUCACCACUGGCAGGGGCAGGAGGUUGGGGGCCGCUAGACAAGUUCAUAACCCCUUUCUGCGGUCCUUCUUCUGCCAGAAAAGUCACAGCAGCCAGUAGGAGUGAGCAGCGGCCUGGAGCGUGUUGGUCGGUGGGCCGCUGUUUGCCGCACACUGUGGUGUUGCCUCAGGCUGCAGAUGCUGUGUCUUCCCACACUGUCAGGACACUUUCCAACUCAAGAGAAUUUUUUUUUCUGCCCUUUCAAUGCACUUAAGUGUUACUUAAGACACCGUUUGUCUGAGGAAGCACAUCGAAACUGUGACAAAGCCUCGGUUAUCCAGAACCAUGGGGGGAACGAGCCCUUUCCGUGGAUGAUCACAUUUCUGAAGCACUGGAGUAAAAUCCUCCCAUUGUUAGAACUUGCUCAUUUAAAAAAAAA